Bufo bufo (common toad) is the source of this 2679-nucleotide messenger RNA. RefSeq names its product PR/SET domain 4 (gene PRDM4). Gene Ontology annotation, cellular component: cytoplasm; nucleus. Gene Ontology annotation, biological process: regulation of transcription by RNA polymerase II; cell fate commitment. NCBI's taxonomy places the organism in Eukaryota, Metazoa, Chordata, Amphibia, Anura, Bufonidae. The transcript is spliced from 12 exons. The record is from RefSeq and is a predicted model, not a curated record. Bases 232 to 2568 code for a protein of 778 amino acids. Gene Ontology annotation, molecular function: RNA polymerase II cis-regulatory region sequence-specific DNA binding; DNA-binding transcription factor activity, RNA polymerase II-specific; histone deacetylase binding.
GUCUCUCGCCAUGAUGUCACUUCCGCGUGCGCCAUCUUGGGGGUGGAUGCGAACAGAGAAUUGUAAGGGGAAAAGGAAGAAUGGCAGAGAACGGCGCUGCGGGAGAUGGCAGCCAGGCCAUGAACGGAUUUCACCCGCCACAUAACGCGGAGCCUCGUCUUCCUCUGCCGUGUCCUCCUCUCUGUCCAGGAUCAAGAUUCAUGUGAGGAUGACAGGAAGGACGGACACAGAAUGAAUGACUUGAACUUGAACGCCGUGGGCAUGGACCAGCUGAGUGCUUCCUCAGUAGCCAACACCCUGCCGGUCUCAGGAGGUCACCUCUGUCUGACAGCUUCACCGCCACACAGUGCUCUCACCACACCAGGUUUACCAGUGGCUAUUCCUAACCUUGGGCCAUCUCUGAGCUCACUCCCCUCUGCUUUGUCAGUCAUGCUUCCAAUGGGAAUCAGUGAGCGGGGAGUCAUGUGUGGUAUACCAGAACGGAAUUACACACUACCACCACCACCAUACCCCCACCUGGAAAGCAGCUACUUCCGGCACAUUCUCCCGGGCAUCUUAUCGUAUCUGGCAGACCGCCCCCCUCCUCAGUACAUACAUCCCAGUUCAUUGAAUGUUGACUCUAGCGGUGGCCUCACCGUAUCCACCAAUAAUCCUUCUCUGGACCCUUACCAGUCUGGGAGCUCUGUAGGACUGGAGGUAGGAAUAGUAUCUCUGGACUCACGCUCGGUGGGUGGACAUACUGGGCAGAGCUUGCACCCCAGUGAUGGUCAUGAGGUGGCACUAGAUGCAGGGAUUAGCAUGGAUAGUGUCUCCCGUGUGAACAGUCCUAUUACAGCUGACCGCAUUCCUGAAGAGCUGACAAUAGAGGGGGUGACUGGGGAUCAUGGACAGAUCACCAGUGUGUCACGUCCUCAUGAACCCCUUACUGUGGAUGCCAACCUACCUCCUGAUGCUGUGGGUCAUGGUGGAGUCCUGCCAUUGCACAGCGGAUCACUGGAGCUUCCUGUUGUCAUGGAGACAGAACAUCACAUGGGCACCAGGUCCAGCAUGUCAGAAAACUCUCUUACGGACGCCAUCCACACUGUGGCCUUGAGCAAUAACCCUGUCAGCGUGGCUCUUUCUACCUCACACCCGCUCUCGUCCCUGACCUCGGUGUCUUUACAUGGGAACAGCAUCAGCUUGGAGCCCGUCACAGUGACCUCCAUAACAUCAGAUGUCUCCCUGCCUGGUGCGCACGUGGAUGCGGGCAAUCUGACUUUUGUUCCAACCUCUCUACAGAUAGACUCCAAGGAAAACAUGGCCACCCUGUUCACAAUCUGGUGUACUCUGUGUAACCGGGCGUAUCCCUCUGACUGCCCUGAGCACGGCCCAGUCACCUUCAUACCAGACAACCCCAUUGAGAGCCGGGCGCGCCUGUCCCUUCCCAAGCAGCUGGUGCUGGGACAGUCGGUGACAGAAGCAGAAGUAGGAGUAUGGACGCAGGAGAGUAUUUCCGUUCGGACUUGCUUUGGACCUUUAAUAGGACAAGAAAGUCAAUCUCUUGAAGUUGCCGGCUGGACAGACAAAUCUGCUAACCACAUCUGGAAGAUUUACAGCAACAAUGUGAUGGAGUUCUGCAUCAUAACGACGGACGAGCAUGAAUGUAACUGGAUGAUGUUUGUCCAGAAGGCCAGGAAUCUGGAUGAACAGAAUCUUGUUGCUUAUCCUCAUAAUGGGAAGAUCUACUUCUACACCACGCGGGACAUCCCAGCACAGGAGGAGCUGCUGUUCUAUUACAGCCGGGACUAUGCUCAGCAGAUGGGUUUACCUGAGCAGCCGGAGAUGCUGCUGUGUCACUGUGGGGAGGAAUGCUUAUCCUACGCCGAGUUCAAGUCUCACCUGAGCUGCCACGUUAACAGCCACCUCAGCAGUGAGGACACCGGCCAGGCUGUGACUCCCAGCAAAGAACGGAAAUGGAAGUGCACAGUGUGCCCCCGCUCCUUCUCGUCCUCCUCCAAGCUUAAUGUGCAUUACAUGGGGCAUAUGGGCAUGAAGCCCCACAAAUGUGAGUUCUGCAGCAAAGCCUUCAGUGAUCCAAGCAACCUGCGCACUCAUCUAUGGAUUCACACAGGACAGAAGAAUCAUCGCUGUGUACUCUGCGGCAAGUUAUUUACCCAGAAAGCUCACCUGGCCUCGCACAUGGUUAUCCACAUAGGGGAGAAGAAUUUAAAAUGUGACUUCUGCGAGAAAAUGUUCAUGAGGAGACAGGACCUGAAGCAGCACAUCCUCACUCAUACUCAGGAACGACAAAUCAAGUGUCCAAAAUGUGACAAGCACUUCAGUAGAACGAACCAUCUGAAGAAACACCUCAACUCUCAUGAAGGCAAGCGGGACUAUGUGUGCGAAAAGUGCUCAAAGGCCUUCCUCACCAAAUACCACCUCACCAGACACCUUAAGAUCUGCAAAGGCCCAAGCCCUACCACACUUACUGAUCAAGAUGAGGAAGAGGAGGAUUCUGAGGAGGAAGAAUUAGUGAGCCCAGAUUGUAAUGUGUUCACCACAGACGCACAUCUAUCAUCGCACACAUGACACAAACUGUAUUUAUUUUAUUUAUUGUGUGCAUCUGGACUGAUCUGUUUUCUCCACAAGUCUGUAUAUACUGAGGUGUCUGUACAAAUAAACCAAAUGUAAAAGUCCUGG